This is a messenger RNA of Pyricularia grisea, 1814 nucleotides long. RefSeq lists its product as uncharacterized. The transcript has 4 exons. The coding region runs from base 342 to 1547 and encodes 401 amino acids. NCBI's taxonomy places the organism in Eukaryota, Fungi, Ascomycota, Sordariomycetes, Magnaporthales, Pyriculariaceae. Gene Ontology annotation, biological process: fatty acid beta-oxidation; ergosterol biosynthetic process. The record is from RefSeq and is a predicted model, not a curated record. Gene Ontology annotation, molecular function: acetyl-CoA C-acetyltransferase activity.
CAGUGAACGCUGCACGCUAAGAGACCAAAGCCGGUGCAGGCACCUGUCAUCAGUCUCAACGGUGGGGCGACACUAGCUGGUGUGGAAAGAGCUUCCCAAGCUUUUCAAGUUCCCCUCAACCACCCUUUUUGGUGUGUCGGUUCAUCCCACACCAACUGCCCGUGCUUCACCGUCCCUUGUAUCCGUCUGUGACUUUUGUGUUUGCAGGUCCUAUUUAACAACCACCUAACCACUCGCCCCCCUCGGUCCUCGGUUUGGUUCCAGCCAACUGCAAACAUCCUUCCCUCUCCUAGAAUCAAAGGUUUUGCUCUCCAUAUUCAACUUAAUCGCUUCAAAACAACAUGUCGAACAGUCUGCCCCCAGUCUACAUUGCGGCUGUUGCCAGGACACCCGUGGGGUCGUUCCUUGGAUCUCUUUCUAGCUUGAGCGCUACCCAGCUCGGGUCCCAUGCCAUUAAGUCUGCCGUCUCGCGUGUGCCAGAGAUCAAGCCUGAGGAUGUAGAGGAGGUCUUCUUUGGAAAUGUGCUUUCGGCCAACGUCGGCCAAGCACCCGCAAGGCAGUGCGCCAUCGGCGCCGGUCUCUCAAACUCAGUCUCCUGCACCACGGUCAACAAGGUCUGCGCCUCGGGUAUGAAGGCCAUCAUCCUGGGUGCACAGACCAUCAUGACGGGCAACGCCUCCAUCGUCGUGGCCGGUGGUACCGAGUCCAUGUCCAACACCCCCCACUACCUUGCCACCUCGCGCUCUGGCACCAAGUACGGCGACCAGACCUUGAUCGACGGCAUACAAAAGGACGGUCUGCGUGACGCCUACGGCAAGAAGGAGCUCAUGGGCGUUGCCGCGGAGCUGUGCAGCGUCGACCAUGAGCUCUCGCGUGAGGCUCAGGACGAAUACGCCAUCAAGUGCUACCAGAAGGCCCAGGCCGCUACCGAGGCCGGCGUUUUCAAGGCCGAGAUCGCCCCAAUUGAGGUUAGCGGCGGUCGCGGUAAGCCCAACGUCACAGUCGACCGCGACGAGGAGGUCAAGAACCUGAACAUCGACAAGCUCAAGUCUGCCCGCCCGGCCUUCCAGACCACCGGCGGCACCGUGACGGCCCCCAACGCCUCGCCGAUCAACGACGGCGCUGCUGCCGUUGUUCUGGUAUCCGAGGCCAAGCUCAAGGAGCUCGGCAUCAAGCCUCUGGCCAAGAUUCUUGGUUGGGGUGAUGCUGCCCGCGAGCCCGAGCGUUUCACCACCGCUCCGGCCCUGGCCAUACCCAAGGCCAUCAAGCACGCCGGUAUUGAGCAGAAGGACGUCGACUUUUACGAGAUCAACGAGGCAUUCUCGGUUGUGGCACUCGCUAACAUGAAGCUUCUGAACCUUAACCCCGAGACCGUCAACGUCUUUGGUGGCUCCGUGGCCAUCGGCCACCCUCUGGGCUGCUCUGGUGCCCGCAUUGUUGCCACCCUUACCACGGUCCUCAAGGAGAAGAAGGGCAAGAUUGGAUGCGCUGGUAUCUGCAACGGUGGCGGCGGUGCUUCGGCCAUUGUGAUUGAAAACCUGCAGUAGGAACGGUGGCAGAGGUCCAAUCUCUGAUUAAUACCCAACAACAACACAUACUGAAGCCAAGUGUUCAUAAGACUGCCUCAAACGGUAAAACAUCACCUUACAUAUUCCCUAUUUUACCUUGUGGAAUCAAAUAUAGUCCCAGGCGAUUUUUUUGCAGAUUAUGAUCGAGACGAGGACCUCAACAGAGUAUAAAGAAGAAAAAAAAAUAACAAAAGCACAUCACUAAAGAUUCGACGUAGUCUGCUACCAGUAUAUCACAGAUUACUG